AUGGGGCUCCUCGCUGUCGAUGUGUGGUUCACAGGCAGGUUAUUGGCCGGCAGCUGCUUCCUCCAUGGUGAGGACUGUCCCGUCCUGUGUGAACCCCUCUGGGUGGGUCCCCUCCAUAAGCAGCUGCCAACGGAAGUCACUGCUGAUGACGCACUUGGCCCGCCCCCUCUCAGUGGCGUGUUACAGAAGAAGAAGAAGAAGAAGCUGAUGAAGAUGAAGCUGAUGAAGAAGAUGAAGAAGAUGAAGAGUGAAGAACCUGGUGAUCCCAUCAUCUACGACAUCCGAGCCAGACCCAGAAAGAUCUCCUCACUCACUGGAAGCAAAGAUCUUCAAAUGGUGAGCGUCACGCUGCGAGUUCUGUCCCGGCCGCUAGCGUCCAACCUGGGACAAGACUACGACAAGCGUGUCCUGCCCUCCAUCGUCAACGAGGUGCUGAAGAGUGCAGUGGCAAAAUUUAACUCCUCGCAGCUCAUCACACACAGAGAGCGCAGUGUGAUUGCCAAAGUUACUGAUGUGCACGAGGGGGUGCACGUGCACAAAUGCCGCUCUGGCGUUUCCCAGCAGGAGGCGCAGCGAGCUCAGUUUUGUGUCGAGAAGGCCAAACAGGACCAGAGACCGAAGAUCAUCCAGGCUGAGGGAGAAGCUCAGGCUGCCAAGAGGCUGGGCGAGGCUGUGACCAAAAACCCAGGUUACCUGAAACUCGGGAAGAUCCGUGCAGCGCAGAACAUCGCCAAGACGGUGGCGCUGUCCCAGAACAAAGUCUGCCUGGUGCUGAACCUGCAGGAGAGAGACCAGUUCGAAUGUUUGUCACUGCCAAAGUAAAGCGGACGUCUCCUCGUCAUCAACAUUCCUUCAGUUCCACGACAGAGAAAAUGUCUCCGGUCUCUCGCAGAGUUUCUCUGCUGCCUGUGACUCGACCUCAGGUUUUCACUCAGGAUCCAGGUUCAUCUGUGAAUUGUCGUCAGUCACCAGCUGCUUGAGCUGUUGACAGGAAGUCCGCCCUUGGGUUUUAUUUUGAAAGGCUCCUCUGGUGUAGGGACUGUGGACGACUGCAGCGGUUCUCUUUUUCUUUUUCAGAAUCGGAGAAGGUUGCUGACGUUUCAUCGCAGAGACCUUCAACUAUUUAAGUUCACGAAGAAUUCCCUCGUGGAGCUUCAACACUGUGUCUCCUUCGUGAGUCAGAGAUGUUUACGUUUAACUCAGAGUUUUUAUAAUAAGAAUGAAAUAACUUUGACCAACAGCAGAGGAAUCUUUUUCAAAAUCACACAUUAAUGACGCUGCUCUCUGUCUCAUGUCGACAAUAAAGUUAGAAAACAGAUGUAGAAGGAGGUAAUGUUCUAUCUUUACUCCCUCAACACCAAUAAUAAUUAUCUGUCCAUGCAGACAGGUGUGUCUUUAAAGGGAAAUCUGUAGCUGAGAUUUCUGACCACGAUAAACUGAGGCUGCGAUUAUAUUCAAGUGUGAAAAUGUCUUUGGUCCCAAACCAAAGAGAAACAGAGCAAAUGUCUCUCGAGUCAGAUUCAAUCAUCAGUUAUGUUCUGUUGUUGAUGAAUCAGUUAAUUGACGAGGUUCGGCUGCAGAGAGGAAAGAAAUGCACGUGGACUGUGAGGACGGGUUAUAAUUCUUCUUCUGUGAUGGACUCACACCGUGGUCACAUGUCGGUGCUGCUCCUCCGAGCUUUUCAAACCACGUGCCUCUGUGCAGAAGGCCGUGUCGGGGUCAGGGAUCAAACUUCUCACAGAGUGAAACCUUCUGUGUAGU
Paralichthys olivaceus (Japanese flounder) is the source of this 1761-nucleotide messenger RNA. Lineage: Eukaryota; Metazoa; Chordata; Actinopteri; Pleuronectiformes; Paralichthyidae. The record is from RefSeq and is a predicted model, not a curated record.